Guyanagaster necrorhizus is the source of this 462-nucleotide messenger RNA. RefSeq lists its product as uncharacterized. Lineage: Eukaryota; Fungi; Basidiomycota; Agaricomycetes; Agaricales; Physalacriaceae. The record is from RefSeq and is a predicted model, not a curated record. The transcript has 3 exons. Gene Ontology annotation, molecular function: protein binding. The annotation marks the transcript as partial.
AUCUGGAUACAGACCAUUACCGGAAAGAGGAGACCGGUGAUACUAUCGGAAUCAUCAUCGGUUUCUGAUUUGGCGAGGAUGGUGCAGAAACCUGAGGGGAUACAGCCAGAACAACAGCGUCUGUUCUAUAGGGAGAGGGAGCUCAGAUUCGAAUACACCCUAUCAACUUAUGGAAUUCAUGAUGGAUCGACGAUCCUCAUACAUCUGCUGCUGGCGACGUCUCCACUGAUGGCGAUUUGCGUGAAGACGAUCGCUGGGAAACAGAUUCCGCUAUCUCUACCUCAGUCGGCAUUGGUCGCCGACCUAGCAGCGCUGGUACAGGAGUCCGAGGGUCAUCCGCCGGAGGAGCAGCAUCUGAUUUAUGGGGGACGAUGGCUGGCAUUCGAAGAUCGUCUUUCAUCGUAUGAUAUUCGUGACGGAACGACGAUUCAUCUCCUUAUCCGAGGAAAAGGUCGCGCAUGA